This is a messenger RNA of Schistocerca nitens (vagrant locust), 429 nucleotides long. RefSeq names its product paternally-expressed gene 3 protein-like. The record is from RefSeq and is a predicted model, not a curated record. The coding region runs from base 1 to 429 and encodes 142 amino acids. Lineage: Eukaryota; Metazoa; Arthropoda; Insecta; Orthoptera; Acrididae. The transcript has 3 exons.
AUGGAGCGGAAGACAAAGAAAUCCAACGUCCCCAACGGGGAAACCAGCGCCCCCAACGGGGAAACCAGCGCCCCCAACGGGGAAACCAACGCCCCCAACGGGGAAACCAGCGCCCCCAACGGGGAAACCAGCGCCCCCAACGGGGAAACCAGCGCCCCCAACGGGGAAACCAGCGCCCCCAACGGGGAAACCAGCGCCCCCAACGGGGAAACCAGCGCCCCCAACGGGGAAACCAGCGCCCCCAACGGGGAAACCAGCGCCCCCAACGGGGAAACCAGCGCCCCCAACGGGGAAACCAGCGCCCCCAACGGGGAAACCAGCGCCCCCAACGGGGAAACCAGCGCCCCCAACGGGGAAACCAGCGCCCCCAACGGGGAAACCAGCGUGUGUGCCUCAUGGAUGGCACUGCCAUCUCCUCCAUGGGGAUGA